Pectinophora gossypiella (pink bollworm) is the source of this 649-nucleotide messenger RNA. RefSeq lists its product as uncharacterized. The record is from RefSeq and is a predicted model, not a curated record. The transcript is spliced from 2 exons. Bases 133 to 498 code for a protein of 121 amino acids. NCBI's taxonomy places the organism in Eukaryota, Metazoa, Arthropoda, Insecta, Lepidoptera, Gelechiidae.
GACACUUUGCUUUUUUACUUUUUCAUUGAGCUGCUCGUUAUUUUGAAAAAUAUUUUUGUUGAUGUUUCAAGUAGAAGACUCGUACUGUGGUUAUCAUUUACUUACAAGUGAAGUGAAGAAGAAAGUUGAAAAAUGGCUCCAAGAGAAACAAAGUUAACGCCAAAAGUACAACGAGUUAUCGUUAAAACAAAUACCACGAAAAAGCCGACCUCUUCGACAAUUAAAAAACCGAUGUCCACUAGAAAGCCGAUAGAACAAACUCCCCUUAAAGUGAAUAACGUAAAAAUGAACAUGGGAGAUAGAUCAAACUCGACGAUGACGGCUGCGACUCCAAGGCCUAAAGAGAACAAGCCAGUUCCUUGUCCUGGCAGCGUUACCAAGAGCGCUAAAAAGUCCUGGAAGCGCCGUCCUAAGCCUGCACACUCCGGCGUCCCAGUUCCGGAGAAAAUGAAGAGGAUUCUUCAACAACAACUCCAAGACUCUGACUGUAGUCUUUGAACUACUUCCAAAGAAAAGGUAAUGACUUGAAUUGUGCUAGAAACAUAAGAGUUCAUAGAAAACAUGUACUGAAUUACACUUAUGUACCUAUGUAAGUAAAUAUGGUAGGUAUCUACUGAGAAAAUCAAAAAUUUCUCCAUCUUUGUAAAUA